Molecule: messenger RNA, 2852 nt
Organism: Chenopodium quinoa (quinoa)
Lineage: Eukaryota; Viridiplantae; Streptophyta; Magnoliopsida; Caryophyllales; Amaranthaceae
Product: metal-nicotianamine transporter YSL3-like
Exons: 8
Coding region: 535-2523 (662 amino acids)
Biological process (GO): seed development; response to iron ion
Cellular component (GO): plasma membrane
Molecular function (GO): iron-nicotianamine transmembrane transporter activity; oligopeptide transmembrane transporter activity
Source: RefSeq, a predicted model, not a curated record
UCAUAUAGUGGAGGUAGGACGAAAAUGAAAAGAGAAGUCAACGAGAAGGCUAACAUCAAUAUUAGCCCAACAUUUGUAUUCAUAUAUUUAAACUUUUAUUACAUUUUAUUUUAUGUGCAGUACAAUGUUCUGUACUACUAAUUCUUUCAGUACCAGAAUUAAUGACUGUAAAGUGUCGAAACUUUGCUGAUUUUCAUUUCUGGUCUAGUAUCUUUUCUUCCCGUGUCUAUAAAUCCUCAAUCAUUCCUCAUUUCUUCUCCAUUCUCUGCAAUUUUUCUUGUUUAUUCAAGAUUAUAAAUUUGUUCUUUUUUAUAAAAAUUCUAAAACACCCAUUUGAUGAUUUGGGGUUUUUGUUAGAUUAUCAGGAGUUUUUAUGCAAAUUGAUUGCAUAUUAGAGAUACCCAUUUGCGUGUAAUUGUUCAUGUUGGGAAGAAUUUCAUGAUAUUGGAGGAGCAAUAGCUGGGAAUUUUGUCUUUGCAAACGUCACAUAAUCUGAAUUAUUUUAACUUUUUUGGAAACUAUUGAAGUGAGGAAAUGGGAAGUAAUGGUGAAAUGAGGGAAAUGGAAAGAGAAGAUUUUGAAGAGCAAAACAAGGUGCAGGAAGAAAUAAAGAGAGUGCCACCGUGGCAAAAACAAAUUACAAUAAGAGGAAUAAUUGCCAGUAUAUUAAUUGGGAUUAUUUACAGUGUGAUAGUGAUGAAGCUAAAUCUUACAACUGGUCUUGUUCCUAAUCUUAACGUCUCAGCUGCUCUUGUUGCUUAUGUUGUACUUCGGAGUUGGACUAGCUUGCUUCAGAAAUUUGGGAUUGUAACCACACCUUUUACUAGACAAGAGAAUACUGUUGUUCAAACUUGUGCUGUUGCUUGCUACAGUAUUGCUGUUGGAGGUGGUUUUGGAUCAUAUCUAUUGGGUCUGAAUAAGAGGACAUAUGAACAAGCUGGGGUCGAUUCGGUGGGAAAUGACCCGAAUAGCUACAAGGAGCCUAGAGUUGGUUGGAUGACUGGAUUUCUCUUUGUUAGCAGUUUUGUUGGGCUGCUGGCUUUGGUUCCUCUAAGAAAGAUCAUGAUAAUAGACUACAAGCUAAGUUAUCCUAGUGGAACUGCAACAGCAGUUCUUAUAAAUGGUUUCCACACCCCCAAAGGUGACAAGAUAGCCAAGAAGCAAGUUCGUGGCUUUGUGAAAUAUUUCUCCAUCAGUUUCCUAUGGGGUUUCUUCCAGUGGUUUUAUACUGGUGGAGACCAGUGUGGCUUUUCUCAGUUUCCAACAUUUGGGUUAAAAGCAUGGCAAAACUCGUUUUACUUUGAUUUUAGCAUGACCUAUAUUGGAGCCGGAAUGAUUUGCUCUCACCUAGUAAACCUGUCAUUACUUUUUGGUGCUGUUCUAUCGUGGGGAGUAAUGUGGCCACUUAUCGGGGACCUGAAAGGAAAUUGGUUCCCUUCGUCUUUGCCAGAAAGCAGCAUGAAGAGUCUGAAUGGAUACAAGGUUUUCAUUUCUAUAGCCUUAAUCCUAGGUGACGGGCUCUACAACUUUCUCAAGAUACUAUUCUUCACCAUUCGGAGCAUCCAUUAUCGCAUGAAGGAAAAUAACCUAAGCUCAAGUCCAGAUGGCCAAAAGCGGGAAACAGAUGAUCUUCAAAGAAAUGAGUUCUUCAUGAGAGAGAGAAUACCCAUUUGGCUUGCAUGUGUUGGCUACAUAUUCUUCUCCGUAAUCUCUAUCAUUAUCAUACCUAAAAUGUUCCCUGAGUUGAAAUGGUAUUAUGUUGUUGCGGCCUACAUAUUAGCACCUUCUCUCAGUUUUUGCAAUGCAUAUGGCGCUGGUUUAACUGAUAUGAACAUGGCCUACAAUUAUGGAAAAGUAGCACUUUUCGUACUUUCUGCUUUAGCAGGUAAAGAUUCUGGUGUGGUGGCAGGGCUCGUAGGCUGUGGUCUUAUCAAGUCCAUUGUCUCAAUCUCCUCUGAUCUGAUGCAUGACUUCAAGACCGGCCACCUUACCCUCACUUCUCCUCGAUCAAUGCUUCUUAGCCAGGCUAUUGGGACUGCAAUCGGGUGUGUUGUGGCCCCACUCACAUUCUUCCUCUUCUAUAAUGCAUUUGAUGUUGGUAACCCUGAUGGAGAGUACAAAGCUCCCUAUGCCCUCAUCUACCGGAACAUGGCCAUCCUCGGAGUGCAGGGCUUUUCAGCUUUACCUCAACACUGCCUGCAACUAUGCUAUGCAUUUUUCGGAUUUGCUGUUGUGGCCAACUUGGUGAGGGAUGUCUCCCCUAAAAAGAUCGGGAAGUGGGUUCCACUUCCGAUGGCAAUGGCCGUGCCUUUUCUUGUAGGGGCCUAUUUUGCCAUCGACAUGUGUGUUGGGAGCUUGGUGGUGUUUGUGUGGCAUAAGUUAAACAGUCAGAGAGCAAAUUUGAUGAUUCCUGCAGUCGCUUCAGGACUGAUAUGUGGAGAUGGGCUGUGGAUUCUUCCAUCAUCGAUACUUGCCUUGUUGAAGUUCAAUCCUCCCAUCUGUAUGACAUUUCAAUCUUCUUAGACUCCAAUUUGUUGAUGAUAGCUAAUAAAAUCGAUAGAAUGGCUAGCUUAUAGAGGUUAUUGAAAUAUUAUGGUGAGAUAUGGAGGUAGCUUUUGGAAAAUUUUGCACUGAAGAGAAUUAACAGUAGUAACACAAAGGCUGAGUUAGUAUAUAUGAUACUUCAACAGUUAAACUUACAUUAAAGUCAAACAAAUAUACUUAUUACAUACAACAGCAUUGUGGUAAUAUUGUUUGAACCUUAGUUUGGGCUAGGUGGUGUAUUUAUACAAAUGUAUGGAGCAAUUGGUAAUGUAAUAGUAAUAUCAUAGUUUAGCUUCUUAGCCCUUCCA